Messenger RNA from Cyprinodon variegatus (sheepshead minnow), 1813 nucleotides. Its product is annotated as chemokine XC receptor 1-like. Gene Ontology annotation, molecular function: chemokine receptor activity. The coding region runs from base 53 to 1177 and encodes 374 amino acids. The record is from RefSeq and is a predicted model, not a curated record. Gene Ontology annotation, cellular component: membrane. Lineage: Eukaryota; Metazoa; Chordata; Actinopteri; Cyprinodontiformes; Cyprinodontidae. The transcript is spliced from 2 exons. Gene Ontology annotation, biological process: immune response; G protein-coupled receptor signaling pathway; chemotaxis.
AACAAUUCCUUGCACCACUACACCGAGGAAAAUCAACACAGACGAAAGCUUCAUGGAUUCUGAAAAAGCAGGCAUCACCCAAACAGCAGUGCUAAAGAUGACAAUGGAGACAACAUUCGACUAUGACGAUAUGGAUAAUAUUACAUCUGACCACUGUCCCCAAAAAGAAAUGAUUGAUUUUGGCGACACCUUAACCAUCUUUUUUUUUUCUUUUGUGAUAAUAUUGAGUCUGUUUGGCAACAUCCUUGUUCUUGGGAUCCUGUUCAAGUAUGAGAAUGUCAAAGCCAUCACCAAUAUGUUGAUCCUGAACCUGGCUGUGUCGGAUCUCUUCUUCACCUUAGGGCUGCCCUUCUGGGCUUACUACCACAUGCAUGGAUGGACAUUAGGGGAGCCUGCAUGCCAGGUUGUUAACUUUCUCUUCUUUGUUGGCUUCUACAGCAGUGGUUUUUUCCUCAUCCUGAUGACUAUCCACCGCUAUAUAGCUGUCAUGAAUCCUCUCUCUAGCAUCGUAUCCACAACAGGUCUCUCUGGGAUUUUGACCUCUGUCAUAGUCUGGGUUGUCAGUAUCCUGGCAGCAAGUCCUGUCUUCAUGUUCGUCACAGUCAUAAAGGGCCAUGACUAUGAUAAUGCUGAGAACAACGAAGAUUCAAGUAGAAAACCCAAGGAUUUUUGUGGUUAUGGAGACUCUUUCUCAUCAAGAUUGGGAAUUUAUGAACAAAAUGUUCUAUUCAUCUCAACAGCCUUAGUUUUUGCCUUCUGCUACUCUCUGAUCGUUUGCAGGUUGUUGCGUCCUACUGCCCAAAGAAGAAGAAACAAAACCAUCAAACUCAUUUUGAUUCUCAUGAUUGUCUUCUUUUUGGGGUGGGGUCCUUAUAACAUUGUAAUUUGGCUAAAGUCAUUCACAUUAGGGCAUGGACAAACUGCUGACAAUCAAGAACAAAAAACAGAAAUUUGUAAAAAUCGCACAACUCUAGAAUAUGCCUUCUACAUCACCCGACUCCUUGCCUUUUCUCACUGCUGUCUCAACCCUGUGUUUUAUGUGUUUGCUGGAGUUAAAUACAAAACCCAUUUAAAAAAACUAUUGCAGAACUGGGGCCACCGUAACCAUAGCUUCCCACAGAGGGAGAGCAGAGCGACGAUCACGUCUUUAACAAGCAGCAACGAAUUCUCUAUGUAGUUGGUAAAAAUACUAACUUACACAUUCCUAAUUUGAAAGCAACUCAUAUCCAAUUAAGUCAUGCUUUGGACUGUAAUAUCCAAGUAGACAAAUAUUACCAGGCAAUCAGGAAACCAAGAUUAUUGACCAAAUUAAAUAUGUAUAUAUCUUCAGAUAGAAAAGUGAAAUAUACAUGUUUGUAUAUAUGAGCACAGCUCAGAAUCGUGUCACUGUAUUUACUUUGUUUUACUGUAGAUACAGUAGAUAAUUUCUCAUUUUAUUUUGCAUUUAUCAAUACAUUUUGCAGCUUUUAGUAUAAUUAAAUGCCCCAAGCUGAUUGUAAUAAAAAUAUAUAUAUUAUGUAAGCAUUUAAUGCAAGUAACUGUAUCUGUGUACACUUAGGUGAAUAAAUCUGCCCACUUCAUGUUAAAUGCUAUCACAGAAACCAGGAAGAAAGACUAGGAAGAAGCUGACGCUGAGAAUCUACACAGCAGCUAUUUCAUUUGGACAUAUACAUAUACUACUGGGUUACAAUUUCUUGCCUAAGUGUUAAAAUAAAAAGUAACUGUUUGCUCAUCUGUAUGUCCCUAUUAACCCACUCAUAUUGUAAUGUACAGAAGUGAUUACAAUCAUGAUUAUGCAAUAAACGAUAAUAAG